This is a messenger RNA of Dromiciops gliroides (monito del monte), 2938 nucleotides long. RefSeq names its product kirre like nephrin family adhesion molecule 2 (gene KIRREL2). Gene Ontology annotation, molecular function: cell adhesion molecule binding. The record is from RefSeq and is a predicted model, not a curated record. The transcript has 16 exons. The coding region runs from base 1 to 2388 and encodes 795 amino acids. Gene Ontology annotation, cellular component: cell-cell junction. NCBI's taxonomy places the organism in Eukaryota, Metazoa, Chordata, Mammalia, Microbiotheria, Microbiotheriidae. Gene Ontology annotation, biological process: cell-cell adhesion.
AUGGCUUAUUGUGGAAUUUCUGAGUUGCCAUUGAGCACCCAGGGCUGCUUGGAUGACAUCGCGCACCCCCUGCUAUAUGUGUUUGUUAUUAUGUUGUGGGAAGAGGAUAUUUCUCAGGGAUAUGCUCCCUUCCCUCCCACCUGCCUGUCCCAGCUGCCCCUAGACCCCUUUGGCCCUCGUGGGAACGCACGGCUGGGACCCUCAUUGAAGCGUCAGGACAAGCUGCUCCGUUCCCAGCCUCCUAGUCCCUGGCCCCGCCUACUUUUCUUGUGUCUCCCGGGUGACCACAGAGGCUGUGAGGAGGCAGAGGGAAGCCGUGCUCCCCACUUCAUCCAGCAACCAGAGGACCUAGAGGUUGUCCUGGGGGAGGAGGCGACGCUCCCCUGUGCUCUGAGCGGCUACCACGGUUUGGUUCAAUGGACAAAGGAUGGAUUAGCCCUAGGGGGUGAACGAGAUCUGCCUGGGUGGUCCCGUUACUGGAUUGCAGGAGACAGGGCCAGUGGCCACCACGAUCUGCACAUUGGAGCAGCUGAACUCGGGGAUGAAGCAUCCUAUGAGUGUCAGGCCACCCAGGCUGCCCUCCGCUCCCGGCCUGCUCGGCUCCGAGUACUUGUCCCCCCAGAAGCACCUGAGGUGCUAGGGGCUCCAACUGUGGCUCUGGUUGCUGGGGUUGCUGGGAACUUGACGUGCCGCACCCGAGGUGGAGCUCGCCCCAUCCCUGAGCUGCUCUGGUUUCGUGAUGGUAUACGUCUAGAGGGAGCCACUUACAGCCAGACCCUGCUGGCCAAUGGGAUCCUGGGAGCAGCUGAGAGCUCCCUCUCAAUCACCCCCUCUGCCCGGGAUGAUGGUGCCUCCUUCAUCUGCCAGGCCCGAAGUCCAGCCCUGCCAAGGGGCAAAGACACUGAGGUCACCCUCAGUCUUCAGUAUCCCCCUGUGGUGACUCUGUCUGCAGAGCCACAGACAGUGCCUGAGGGUGGAAAGGUCACAUUUCUGUGCCAAGCAACUGCCCAUCCCCCAGUUACUGGCUACAGGUGGGCCAAAGGAGGGUCUGUGCUUCCUGGAGCUCGGGGCCCCCUGUUAGAGGCAAAAGCAGAUGCUUCCUUCCUGACUGAGCCUGUGUCCUGUGAGGUGACCAAUGCCGUGGGCAGCACCAAUCGAAGCACAGCAUUGGAUGUGCAGUUCGGUCCUCUCCUCCUCUCUCCACCUGAGCCAGUGGAAGUGGAUGUGGGGGAAGACGCCUCUUUUACCUGCACCUGGAAGGGAAACCCGCCCCCACGAGUGACCUGGACCCGCCGUGGGGGGACGAAGAUCCUGAGCUCGGGGCCCACGUUGCGUCUGGCGUCCGUGGGGCCAGGGGACGCAGGGCAUUACGAGUGUCGCGCAGAGCCAGGACCCUCAGGAAUGGGGGGCGGCCUGGGGGAGGCGACACUGACUGUGCAUGGGCCCCCAGCAGUGACUGCCUUGCACUCGCCCCCGGCUGCUCUGGGAGCUCCGGCCCGGCUGGAGUGUCUAGUGCUCGGCUCCCCAGCACCCGAUGCAGUGGUCUGGUCCUGGGGCGAGGGCGCACUCGCCUCGGGUUCUCGAGGCCGCUUCCUAGUAGAGACGUUCCCCGCCCCAGGGGCCGCCGGCAGUGGGCGACGAGGAUUGGUUUCGGUGCUGCACAUCUCGGGGACUCGGGAAGCGGACUUCGCCAGAGACUUCAACUGCAGCGCUCGCAACCGGCUAGGAGAGGCAGGAGCCCGGGCUGGGCUGAUCCGCAGUGACCCACUGCCCCUGGUGCGCAUCGUGGCCGGAGUGGCUGCAGCGGCUACCGCUUUGUUACUACUGCUCAUCGCGGGGGGCGCCCACUGCUGCUGGCGCCGAGGCCGAGGUCAAGCAAGGAUCUCUAAGCGGGACAUACUGGUGCAAAUCACAGACAGCGAUGGUUCCAGUCCUCGGGCCCCCGAGGAAGAGGGGGAGGGGAGCCGGGAAGACCAGGUCCACAGCAGCGAGUCCACCUGCACUUCCCACACCCAGCAGAGCGACCUCGCGGUAGAUAAGGAGGCGGGACCUGAGUCCAAGGAUCCUACUAAUGGCUACUAUAAAGUUCGAGGUGUUAGUAUGAGCCAGGACCCUGGAACUGCCCUAUUCUCCUCUCCAGCAUCCCCUGUCUUUCCUGCCAGCCCUUCUGCGUUCUAUGACCUUACCCCUCACCUGGCCUUAUUUCCCUCCAGAACUUGGUGGUCUCUACAGGCCCGGGAGGGUUACCUCACCACUCCAUACACACGUGCUUUCACCAGCUAUGUCAAAUCCACACCCAAUGGGACCCUGACCAAGCUCUGGGCCCCCUCCCUUUUCCUACACAGUCCUCCCUGUUCCUGGCCACAGCGCCUUCAGACCCAUGUAUGACCUGCCCUCAGACUAACUGGUCGCCCACUGCAGCCAAUGGGAGGCCUCGUAAAGUCUCCAGUCCUUUCUUGUGUGAUGAAGAACUGGUCCAGUCAUUGGACAACCAAGAUUUCCCCCUCAAGAUAGCAACCCAACUCUGGGAAUGGGGGGAAGGGGGGAGGAGGAGCAAGACUUUGAUGGACAGCUGGCCCAGCAAAUGGAAAAAGGCCCCAGUGUAAACAUGCCCUACCAGUUCACCUGAGUCAAGAGAACUCAAAAGUGGCAGAUGGAUGGGCUCCCUGGAAGGGGAGGUAUAUGGGGUUGUGGCAGGAAUGGAAUCAAGGGCACACAGAUGUAUUGAUGAUUCAACCAAUAGAUGGGGGGAAAGUCAUUACCGGGCCCCUGCCCAGGAAGCAGAUUCAAGAUGGUGUGAGGACCAGAACAGAUGGCCCUCCAUUGCCUGGGAGAUGCUCAGUGUCCUGGAAACUGUGCCAAGAUGGCUUCUGACACCAGGAACCCCAAGAUGGUGGACUCAGGUGGCCACACCACUUACUUAGGGGAAAGGAGGGAA